Struthio camelus australis is the source of this 1864-nucleotide messenger RNA. NCBI's taxonomy places the organism in Eukaryota, Metazoa, Chordata, Aves, Struthioniformes, Struthionidae. The record is from RefSeq and is a predicted model, not a curated record.
GAAAUGGCAGAAGAAAGUCUGUUUCAGAAUCUCCUGGAAAUCCUGAUGAAAGCCUCAAGUGAAAUCGAACAGGCGUACAAGGAGUCCUGUGAAUCGGUAGAUGUAGACACUUGUCUGCUGCUCGUAGCAGAGUGUUUCAGAUGUCUGAGGAAUGCUUGCAUCGAGUGUGCCAAGAAUCAACAUGUCAUGAGGAACUUGGGUCUGAUUGCUACAUCUGUCCGUUUGAUCAAAGUACUUCAUGGAGCACAAAUGAAACAAGAAUCAUUAUUGACUGCUUUCCGUUGUAGCCUCCAGUUUCUUGGAAACAUUGCAGCAGGAAAUGGAGAUUCCCAGAAUAGCAUUUGGAAGUGUGCUUUCCCAGAUCUCUUCUUGACCUGCCUUACUUACAGUGAUGAGAAAAUUGUUGCCUAUUGUUGUAUGGUCCUAUUCACCUGUCUUAAUUCAGAGAAAGUGAGAGACCUGCUGGAUCCUGGGAACUUGACUGUGCCUCUCCAUGUUCUGAAAGUCUACAAAGAGGAGCUGGAGACGGAGUGGUCGUUCUUGAUUGUUACAGACCAUUUGCUGAAAUGUCCAGAGUUGGUAAAAGCCCUCUAUGCCAAACUGAGCAAUCAAGAAAGAGUUACUUUGUUAGAACUGAUAAUGGCGAAAAUAAGUGAGAACAACCCAGUUACCAGUGAAGAAAUGACUGUGUUCUUGAGACAUGCUGACUUCCUUGCAGGAUGUUUCCAGGAGAAGUCUCAAGCUGUGCUCAAGUUAACUUCUGCAGCAGAUGCAAAAGAUGAGGAAGCACUGGUUGCAAUUCGACUUCUUGACGUUCUUUGUGAAAUGACAUCAACCAGCGGACAGCUAGAACAUCUACAAGCUUUGCCUGGGCUACUUGAAACAGCUGUAGAUACCCUGAGAUUAACUCAUCUUGCUGGGAAACAGGCUGCAAAUAUCUUCACUGCCACACAGGUUAUGACAGGACAGGAAGAAAUUUCACAUCCAGCCGUGGGUUUUAAAUCUCAUCUCAUUCGUUUGAUUGGAAAUUUGUGUUACAAAAAUAAGGAAAACCAAGACAAGAUUUUUCAGUUAGAUGGCAUUCCCUUGAUCCUGGACAACUGCACCAUUGAUGACAACAAUCCUUUUGUGAACCAGUGGGCAGUAUAUGCUAUCCGAAAUCUCACUGAACAAAAUGAGAGAAACCAACAGCUUAUUGCCCAGAUGGAGGAGCGAGGGCUGGCAGACAGUUCUCUCCUUGACAGUAUGGGUCUAAAGAUAGAGAAACAAGAUGACAAGUUAGUUCUGAGAUGUGUUAGAAAAAAGCCUUCAUGAAAAACCAAAUAGGAUCAGUCAAAAUCACUAAAAGAACAUUUCUCCUUUGUCAUAUUUUGCUUUGUAAGGCAAUCAAGUUCUCUUCAAUUUGAGUUCCAGUCUGCUGGAAAUAUUGUGUUUUUCUCAGAAAAACUGCCAAAUAAUACUUCUCCUUCACUGUUAUAAACAAAUGGGCACCUAUAAAUUUUGUAACUACUUAGGUUAAUUAGCUAAUGAAAAAAACCCUUUUCGGAUAGGUUAAAUUUCAUUGUUUUCUGGUUUCAUUAGUUAAAAAAAAAAAAACAACAUGCAUCUAGCAUAGUAUUGAGUUGUUACCAGUUUCCGUUGCUGAACCUGAAGAUGAUUAUCAUUCAAAACACAACAAAGAGAUAUAACUUCUCUGCAGUAUGACUUCUUCAUUUAAAAGAUCUGUAUUGAGUCAGGACUAAACAAUGAAAGUUGUUAGUUUUCAGUCAUGGUGCUUAAGUAUCUGUACUUACAUGAAGAGCAGUGAAAUAUUGGAUGUACAUGAAUAUUUACUGAAUUAAACACACAAUAUGGCUUCUGUGUA